CAGCUGGUUGUGCCGGGCGCGUGGUUAGUAUAAGAAUGGUUGGAUCCCACAAAUCUGCGUCAGUUCCUCCGAACCAAUCAUCAGCUAAACAUGUAUAAACUUGUCGUCCUCGCCUGUGCUGUUGCCUCUGCAUCUGCCGUCGCAGAUCCAGUGCUCGCAUACGCCCAUGGUCUGAACUACGGAGCUGCAUACGCUAGCUACAACACCGCUCCCCUUGCUGCAACUUAUGCUGCUGCCCCUGCCUACGCUGCUGCUCCCGCUUAUGCUUAUGCUGCUGCCCCUGCCUACGCUGCUGCUCCCGCUUAUGCUUAUGCUGCUGCCCCUGCUGUUCACACCGUAGCCGCCCCCGCUGUUCACACCGUUGCCACCAACUACGCCCUUCCCCCCGUCCAGACCAUUGCUGAGGCUCCUAUUGUCGAGCAGGUCGUCGAGCCCGUCGAGCAGUGGGGAUACAAGGUUGCCUACUAAACUUCCUUCUCUUUUUUCUUUCAAAAGUCCCCUUCCCCCCCCCCCUCCUACACACUUCACAUCUUCCUUCCGAAACAGCAGUAUUUAGCAGGAUGACCAGGUUCGGAGGAUAACUCGAACACGACCAUAUCUGCAGACAUAACCCGCACACCAUGGGCUCUAUGUGGCAGAAUCCAGAAGGAUACAGAAUCUUGCACACAAAUUUUAGAACUUGCUGUGUCCAUUUUACCAGUGCAAUAUUGCCAAAAUGUCUUGCUUCAAGUGCUUGAUUUAGUUCAAGUGUUUGAGUUCACCAUAAAUGGUAUAAAAAUUAAAUAUUAUUGUAAGCACAGAUAUGUUUUAAAUGUUCCCUUGUACAGAUCUAUUUAUGUAUCCUUGUUGAUCAAACGAAUGAAAAUAUAUUUGAUAAAAAUAUCA
Molecule: messenger RNA, 885 nt
Organism: Eurytemora carolleeae
Lineage: Eukaryota; Metazoa; Arthropoda; Copepoda; Calanoida; Temoridae
Product: cuticle protein 16.5
Exons: 2
Coding region: 91-468 (125 amino acids)
Source: RefSeq, a predicted model, not a curated record